CUUAUUUCUGCCACGAUCCGCGCGCGCGCAGAACUUUUUUUUACGAAAGUUAAAAUGACGAUAUACAGCAAAAUAGUUCAAAUUAUUUUGGCCAGUGUCUGUUGAAGGAUUAGCAGGAUUUUACUGGAUCUGUUUUAGUCAAAGAUGGCGUGGCGUCUGCUGGCGACGCUGGAGGCAGCGGUGGUUGUGACGAUGGCGGCGCUGCUGCUGUACCUCGCCCACAGGAGACGAACGAGGAGACAGAUACGGAGUGUUAUGAUAAGCAAUACCAAAUGUAGCGUAGGUCGUAUACUGAAAGAGAAGUUGAAGAAACAAGAAUGUGCAGUCCACACGUACACAGGCGCAGCGAUAAGCGGAGCGACUAAGGUGGACGCUCUGAUCAUAGUCGGAGCGGAUUCCGCCAGCGGCCUGGAUGGGAUAGCGAGGCUGGUCACAGAGGACGUGAACGGUAAUAUAAAUUUACUAGAGAGCCUCCACCACUACGUGCGGCGCGGCGGCUGCAUCGUGUGGACGUGCGCGGGCGCAGCGUCCGGUAGCUUCGCGGGCGCGUCGCACGCCUUUGACGCUGUGCUGAAGGCCAGUCUGCAGCAUGUGUGUAAGAGCGCACACUGUGAGGCGAUAUGGGUCGGGCGACACGCUGAAGCGGAGGCGGCAGCGAUCAGCGUGCUCCAGACGCUCUUCCCUUGCACCACCGAAAAUAGUUUUAAAUAUACCUUAAGAAUUUUGUCAGAAAGUAUCAGCGCUUACCUCGACCGCUGCUGGAAGAUUGUAACACUUCAGACCUCACUGCCGCCACCUGUUACGUAGCUGCUUCUACAAGAAGGUUCCCUUCUUGCUUGUUUAGAGUGAAUGUUACGAAAUUUUAUUCAAGCACAUUAUUAUGAAAUUUAAAUUACUGUAAAAACUGUAGUGCCUCUUGUUACCUUGUGUGUGUUUCUUGCCAUGUUGUGUUGUGAGAAAGAGUUGUAUUCGAUAUGUAC
Aricia agestis (brown argus) is the source of this 980-nucleotide messenger RNA. RefSeq lists its product as uncharacterized. The record is from RefSeq and is a predicted model, not a curated record. The transcript has 6 exons. The coding region runs from base 145 to 807 and encodes 220 amino acids. Lineage: Eukaryota; Metazoa; Arthropoda; Insecta; Lepidoptera; Lycaenidae.